Messenger RNA from Triplophysa dalaica, 1219 nucleotides. RefSeq names its product GTPase IMAP family member 9-like. The record is from RefSeq and is a predicted model, not a curated record. Gene Ontology annotation, molecular function: GTP binding. Bases 59 to 1219 code for a protein of 386 amino acids. Lineage: Eukaryota; Metazoa; Chordata; Actinopteri; Cypriniformes; Nemacheilidae. The transcript is spliced from 3 exons.
UUACUCAACAGAAACAUUCUGGGAUGCCCAGCUGGAGAAACUUCUGAAACUUGAAGAGAUGAACAAGAAGCACAUGCAAAAACAAGAUGGAAGAGAAGUUUCAGAUGAUGUGAGGAUUGUCCUGCUGGGAAAAACUGGAGCAGGAAAGAGUGCAGCGGUAAACACCAUCUUAGGAAGAAAAACCUUUAUGACGGACAUAUCUCAUGAGUCAGUUACUAAAGAGUGUCAGAGAGAGAGAACUGAAGUGAACAGCAGAUACGUCACUGUGAUAGACACUCCAGGACUGUUCAAUACUGAACUGAGUCAUGAAGAGAUCCAGACAGAAAUGAUCAACUGUCUCUCAAUGUCACUGCCAGGACCACAUGUGUUCAUUAUUGUGUUGAGUUUAGCACAACGCUUCACUAAAGAAGAUACAGAAUCGCUCAAGAUCAUCCAAGAAACAUUUGGUGAAAACUCUUUAAUGUACACCAUGGUGCUCUUCACCAGAGGUGAUGAUCUUAAAGAUAAAACCAUCGAAGAGUUUUUGGGAGAACCUGGAUCUCCUUUAAUGGACCUCAUUGAACAGUGUGGAAACAGAUAUCACAUAUUCAAUAAUACUGAGACUGAAGACCGCAGACAAGUUUCUUCUCUACUGGAGAAAAUAGACGCCUUGGUGAAAGAAAACAGAGGGAGUUACUACUCAAGUAAAAUAUUCAGACAGAUGGAGAGAGAAAAACAGGAAAAACAAAUAAAGAUACUGAUGGAGAGAAUUGAACAACUGAGCAAAGAGAAAGAAGAAGAGAUAGAGAAAAUAGAAAAACAGAGCCAUGUGCAGGAGAAAAAGAAAAUGGAAGAACUGUUUAGUAAGAAUGAAAAACAAUUCAGAGAAAAGAUCGAAGAAAUCGAAAAUAGGAAAACGCAGUUACAAGAGCAACUAAUGAGAAAACUUGAGGAAGCACAGAAACGGAUGCACGAUGAUGAAAGAAAGAGAGAGGAAGACAAGCAAAACUGGAGAGAAAAACAGGAGAUGGUUGAAAAAUUGAUCUUGAAUGAGCAACGUCUGAGGGAAGAACAAUGUAAAAAUUAUGAGGAGAAAAUUCAGCUGACUAAACAACAGUGUCAAGAUGAACUCAUGAGAGUGAAACCAGAUGAUUAUGAACACAACAGAAGAAGAGACAUAGAGAACAUAAAACUGUGCUGCUCUCAAACAACUUCAUGUCUACAGGUAAGUGAUCAAUGA